AAGAAACUCCACCCUUUUUUCUUGUAUAGGGAAGUGAAAACCGGCAUAUAACAUAACAACUAAAUGAAAGAAGGAAGUAUUGUAGAUGCUUAGACAAAAUGAUCCCUAUGACAAGCACAAGGAGGAGGAGGAUUGCACUGGUGGGAAAAACUGGAUCAGGAAAAAGCAGCCUGGCCAACACAAUAUUUGGUGAGAGGAUUUUUAUAGAAAACAAUACUCCAAACUCUGGGACAGAUGUAUGUCAGUCUGAAACCAGGAAUGUCAGUGGACAUGAUAUCCAGCUCGUGGACACUCCAGGUCUUUUUGACACAAACCCAGAAGACACCAGUUUGAGCUCUGAGUUUGUGAAAUGCAUCACAGAGUGUGCCCCUGGACCCCACGCCUUCCUGCUUGUGCUGAAGAUAGAGAAGUACACAGUACUUGAGAUAGCUGUUGUAAAAAUGAUACUCAAGUAUUUCACUGAAGAGGCUCUGAAGUACACCACAGUGGUGUUCACUCGAGGAGAUGACCUCCCAGAGCGGAUGAGGAUUGAGGAGUGGGUGAGUCUGAACCAGUCCCUGAAUGACUUGGUGCAGAAAUGUGGAGGUCGCUGCCAUGUCAUUGAUAAUAAAUACUGGAAGAACAGUGAAGAUGAAUACAGAAACAACCAGUACCAGGUCAGAGAGCUGCUCCAGACCAUCGACCAAACUGUAGCUGACAAUGGAGGAAGGUACUACACCAAUGAUGUGCUGAAGAAAACUGGUGAACAAAUAGAGCAAGAGAUGGCACGCCUCCGAGCAACUUUAUCAGGAGACAUGUCAGACGAGUACAUUCACAAAAUAGCCAAAGAGAAUAUCUUCAAAAAACUUUGGUCCCGUUUGAAAGGCAAUCCAGUAGGAAUAGUUGUAGGAGCUUUACUUGGUGUGGGGGUGCUGGUUCCACUUGUAGUGUUUGCUCUUCCAUGUGCAGUGUCUGGGGCAGUGAUUGGUGCAGUCAGUAUGGCUGCAGGAGCUGCAGCAGGGGGAGAAAUACAACAUGCUGUAAAAAAGAAGAUAAGACAAUAUUAUGCAAAUGCAGCACAAGCUGUGACAGAGCAACAAGAAAUAGAUGAAGGGGGAGAGCAAGGAGAACAGGGAGAGCAGGUCCUUCCACCAGAGCUGGAAACAAUACGGAGACAAGCUGAAGAGAAAAUGAAUGAGUGGCAUCUUAUGUACCAAGGAUACAAAAAGCUUCAAUGAUGUCUGCAAUUGGAAAAAAAACUGGAAAAAAUAUAUUAUUUAUAGAAUCUCUCUAUUAUGACAAUA
This is a messenger RNA of Boleophthalmus pectinirostris (great blue-spotted mudskipper), 1283 nucleotides long. RefSeq names its product GTPase IMAP family member 9-like. Gene Ontology annotation, molecular function: GTP binding. Lineage: Eukaryota; Metazoa; Chordata; Actinopteri; Gobiiformes; Gobiidae. The record is from RefSeq and is a predicted model, not a curated record. The transcript has 2 exons. Bases 99 to 1217 code for a protein of 372 amino acids.